AUCGUAUUCGUCACACAAUAAUAGACACACACGGGAGUAAGUAAUAACUAUAUUUUUAAGACGCUAAAAAACCCCAACUUUCAUCAACAUAUCAACACUUUUCCUCUAAACGGUGAAAGACACGACAAAUGUGUAAUAUAGUUAAAGUUUUGUAGAGGACCCAUUCAUGAUCUCAAUCAUCGCGGAGUAAGGAACGGAGGAAUUUGGAAAUUUGUGACUUAAUUGAUCCAACUUUUUUCAUAGAGCAGUUUUGUGCAAUUUGGAUCUCUCGGUUCGUGACGUGACAGUUCUUUUGUGAUUAGUUUUCCAACCAAGUGACGUUGUUUUUUGAGAAUGUAUUGUGUUUAGCAGUGUGUGGGACGAAGAAAGGAAGAAGCCGGCUCUCGGAUCAGUAGUUUGGCAGUAGUCUCACUAAAACGGGGAACCGGGUAGAAAGAAGAAAGCGGAGUUUUCCGGGUUCGGAUUUUCGAGUCGGAGUGAUUUGUCUCUACCACUCUGGGGACGAACGAGUCGUCUGAGAACCAGGCAGUGCAAACUUUAAAAAAGAAGUUCUGCUGUCCUUCUUUCUUCCAUUUCAUUCCAUCAUCCAUCCAUCCAUCCAAUCCACUUCACCGUUUUUUCUCACCAUAAACCAACGACCCCUCGUCGUCAGAGAUCAUCCAUCUAUUUACGUAUAAGCAGGAGUGAGUGGGUGGGUGUGGUGGUCGUCGCCGUCGUUAAGCUCAAUCAACAAAAAAAUAUAGGAUAACCGACAAUGGAGGCAAUUGCAAAACACGACUUUACUGCCACCGCAGAUGAUGAACUCAGUUUUAAGAGAGGACAAGUCUUGAAGAUAUUAAAUAUGGAAGAUGACUCAAAUUGGUUUAGAGCAGAACUGGAUGGACGAGAAGGCCUAAUACCGUCAAAUUAUAUUGAGAUGAAAAGUCAUUCGUGGUACCGUGGAAGAAUUACUAGGGCGGAAGCCGAAAAGUUUCUUACUGAUAAACCUGAAGGGGCUUUUCUCAUCCGAGUGAGUGAAUCCAGUCCUGGCGACUUUUCUUUGUCUGUGAGGUGUUCCGAUGGAGUCCAACAUUUCAAGGUCCUUCGUGACGCUGCUGGAAAGUUUUUCCUAUGGGUUGUUAAAUUCAACUCGCUAAAUGAACUCGUCGAAUAUCACAGGACCUCCAGUGUGUCGCGUUCUCAGGAUGUGAAAUUACGCGAUUUGCUUCCCGAGUAUGUGAGGGCAAUGUAUGAUUUCACGCCUCAAGAACCUGGUGAACUUGAGUUUAAAAGAGGAGAUAUUAUUACAGUGACCGACCAAUCGGACGCAAACUGGUGGUGUGGGAUGCUGGGUAAUAAGAAGGGUCAAUUUCCAGCCACCUAUAUUUCACCGUACAACCCAUGAUUGAUUAAUAUAACUUUUUAAAUGCCGAGACCUUAUACCAAUUUUUAAACAUACAAGAAUUGCUUUUAAUAUCGUGUAACUUAUUCUUCUCCUUUUUGGGAGGCUUUAUAUUAUGACUUUUCACGACACAUACAUACAUAUACACACAUACACGCCCAAACAAUUUACAUGUGUAAAAAAACAACCAAACCAAUCAAUCAAUCUUCCACACAACACUUAUCAUGAUCUACACACUUCUUCAAUAACUUGCUGUAUAAUAUGUACGUAGUUUUAAUUAGCUGUUGACCACAGAAUUGGUUUUUAUAAUGCACUGACUCGACCCCUUAAAACUUUAAUGUUCGACUCGAUUUACAUAGCGCCAGAGAACAAAGCAAUGAUAUGAAAUUAUAUUAAUUAUUAUGAUGAUGCCAGAUUUAUUAUUAUUAUUUGUGUAACUAUUUAAUUAACUCUGCAACAAUCACACCCAACAAAAACUACUACACUGCACUGUGAACGACUAUUUUUAAGUGCGUACUACCAAUAAUUUUAUUAAUAACGACGCCCGUAUUAAUUGAAGACAUUAUAUAAUUAAUUACUAGAAAAAGUACUAUUACAUAUUAUAUUAUCAAACGUGACAUCGAAAACGAGCAAGAAAAGAGAUCCUCCUCGAGAAUUCUGUGAAUGACAGUUUUGAACAAUAUUACUGUAAUUAUUAUUGGUACAUAGAUACGUCUUAAUUUAAACUGUCAGUAAUUUAGCUAAUUGUGUUCUUCCAUUUUUGCUUGCAAUUAAGUAAUAUCUUAACUAUUAUAUGAAAAAUGUUACUAUAUAUUGGUUGUAUUUGUAUCAUACAUGAAGUGUUGUUGUAUUAAUUAUGUAACGAACGAUCAAAAAACUCAAAAGCCUUUUGUACAAGGGCGAAUUAUGAUUAAUCUACAUAAGUAGUUGCACGAUUACUACUGUUAUUUUGUUUUUUUUUAAUUAAUUAAAGGAAGAAAAGGAGAGAGCUUUUAUCUUAUGUAAAAUUAAUGUGUUUUCAAGCGGUGCAUGAUAUGAUUUAAUAAUUGAUGUCCUUAAUUUCAUAGCAUUUUCUACUUCUACAACUCUUUUGGUUGCAUUGCAUUGGCUGCUUGUUUUAAAACCAAGCUCAAAAUUACAUAUGUGCAUGAGUUGCAUUUUUUUGUAAAAAAGGGUGAAAUAUUACGUCUUCAGACUUGAAGUGAAAUUUCUUACUGCACUUUUAAAAUCUUUGCUCACAUGCACGAUGCAGAUUUGGUAUGAUUUUUCGACUUGUUAAAAGGCAGGCAUUACUUGCUUGAGCUCUAUAAAUAAAUAUCUACGACUAAUUUAAAUUGAGAACGAUGAUUGAUGAUGAUAAACCAAAAAACAUGAUUGCCUGAUGAAUUGUACCGUAUUAUAACUCGUGCCAUUGCAACCUGGCCAGUAAAUAUUUACAGAAAUAUCUAGAAAUACAUUUUGUAAGCGUUGUAUUGGUGUGAUAAUAUUGUUAGAUUUUGACAAGAAAGAAUCUCAUUUUAGCAAAAUUAUUCCUCUUCUUGCCAGUUUCUUCUGUAUAUUCUGUGUAACUUAUAAUGGAGGUCGACCAGCGUAGACUCUCAGAUUUUGACCAAAUUAAUGGAAAUCGAUCAUAAAUUUUAUUAUGCAAAUGACCCAAUCUCCUCUUCUGAUGCAAUUGAUGCAAAUAUCUCUGCCAAACGUGCGCAUUGGGAGAUCGUGUCUUUUGCAAAUUUCAUACUAAUUAAAUUUGUGAUCGAUGGACACUAGUUAGGUAAAAAAAUCUGAGAGAAAACGCUGGGAAACCUCCGUUGUGAGAAAGAUAAUGCUUCUUCUUUAUCUGCAGAGACACUGAAAUGGUGAUGCCAUGAUUAAAUGUAUGUAAAAUGUACCGAUCCGUGGUGAGAGAGUGAAAUGAUUGAUUUUUUGAAUGUAGUAGUAUAAGCAUUCCUAUCAAGAAAUAAACAAAGCUAAGCUGAGCUGAUGCAUUAUUA
Folsomia candida is the source of this 3372-nucleotide messenger RNA. It is a transcript of the gene drk, whose product is annotated as growth factor receptor-bound protein 2. Bases 755 to 1384 code for a protein of 209 amino acids. The record is from RefSeq and is a predicted model, not a curated record. The transcript is spliced from 8 exons. Gene Ontology annotation, molecular function: protein binding. NCBI's taxonomy places the organism in Eukaryota, Metazoa, Arthropoda, Collembola, Entomobryomorpha, Isotomidae.